This is a messenger RNA of Thyridium curvatum, 1653 nucleotides long. RefSeq lists its product as uncharacterized. Gene Ontology annotation, biological process: glycolytic process; intracellular glucose homeostasis; glucose 6-phosphate metabolic process. The record is from RefSeq and is a predicted model, not a curated record. Bases 1 to 1653 code for a protein of 550 amino acids. Gene Ontology annotation, molecular function: ATP binding; fructokinase activity; D-glucose binding. Gene Ontology annotation, cellular component: cytosol; mitochondrion. Lineage: Eukaryota; Fungi; Ascomycota; Sordariomycetes; Thyridiales; Thyridiaceae. The transcript has 3 exons.
AUGGCAGCCGCGUCCAGCAGGUCCUCCGAGCUCGAGGAGUUCCUCGAGCCGCUGCACAUCGACAUCCACGUCGUCCGCCAGCUGUCACGCGACUUUGCCGAAACCUUCAGGCGCCUCGCCGCCGAGUCCUCGGACCAGUUCCUCGCCACUCCGAUCUCCGAGUCCAUCCUCCGGCCCGCGCAGGGCCACGAUCCCGGACGCUAUCUCGCGAUUGACAUAGGUGGCACGAACCUACGAGUGGGCUUCAUCGAGCUCGCAGGCCAUACCGAAGCAUAUGCGCCCGCUUCUCCUUCUUCUCCAUCUACUCACCUUCAAAAUGGUACCGGCCCUCGCUUGAAGAGGUUGCACGAGCGAAAUUGGCCCAUCCAAGAUGUUCUGAAGAGGGCGAAUCAGGAGAGCUUGUUCACAUGGAUAGGCGAGUGCAUCGCCUCGACCGUUCAGGAGGGCUGCGAGAUUCUGAACAUCCCGAGAGACGGUAUCCUACCCAUGGGAGUCACAUUCAGCUUCCCCAUGGAGCAGGAAUCACUGUCUGUGGCCAAGCUCAUGCCAAUGGGCAAGGGGUUCGCCAUCACCUCCAUAGACGACCUCGGCUCGCAGCUGUUGGCAGGGUACGAAAAGGCACGCACCGCAGACCUGCCCGGCAUAAGAAUAGCGGCCAUCGUGAACGAUGCGGUAGCCACACUGGUCUCGUUCAUUUACGAGUUCAGGACGAAACCCGACCAGAAGGCUGUGAUGGGUCUCAUCUGCGGCACGGGCUGCAAUGCCACUAUGCCUCUCCCUUUGAGCAGUUUACACCUCAGCAAACGGCCCAAGAAGGUCAACGUACUGCAGGGACAGGUAGAAGACGACGUCAGGGUCGCCGUCAACACGGAGUGGAGCAUCAAGGGUGCGGCACCGCCGCUGCGGAACUUGGGCCUCAUCAGCGCGUGGGACGACGAGCUCAGCGCCGCCGUCGAGUCGCCCGGGUUCCAGCCGCUGGAGUACAUGACGGCGGGCAGGUACCUCGGCGAGCUGGGCCGGAUCAUGUUGGUCGACUACAUGACCAAGAUCCUCGGCUUGUCCCAAGACACCUUCCCGGCGAAGCUCAUGAGGCAGUUUGAUCCCCACAACACCACGUUUCUAAGCCACUAUCGUCCUGGGCGGGACAAGUCACUACUCGCUAUGCUCGAGGAGGAGUUCUCGACUGCCAGCGAGGGCAGCUCGUUGCAGUGGACUGAGGAGAUUGCCGACGCGCUCUAUCACAUCGCCAAGGCCAUCGAGGUAAGAGGGGCUGGAAUCAUCGCCGCGGCGAUCGUCGGCUUGCUCACUUUUGCGGGGGAGAUGCCGUCCAAGGAGGCUGCAGCGGACGAGGCGGUCGACCUGGCCGUCGGCUACACGGGUGGCUGCAUCACGAACUUCCAGGACUACCUGGUCGACUGCCAAAACUUUCUCGACGAGGUGGUCAAGCUAGACUACAGCAGCUCCACGGUGCCCUUUAGGAUCACGCUACAUCCUUGUCACGACGGAGGCAUCAAGGGCGCCGGCAUUCUCGUCCCUACAGCGAUGGCGAGCCAGAAGGUCGAGGGGGAGCUGAUAGAGGCGCAGGGACAAGGCAACAUAUCCAUAUCUGAUGACACGAUACCAAAUCGACGAGCUCGUUUACCCCGCUCGUGA